Entamoeba nuttalli P19 is the source of this 580-nucleotide messenger RNA. RefSeq lists its product as hypothetical. NCBI's taxonomy places the organism in Eukaryota, Evosea, Mastigamoebida, Endamoebidae. The transcript has a single exon. The annotation marks the transcript as partial. The record is from RefSeq and is a predicted model, not a curated record.
AUGAUUGUCUUAUUGCUUGUAUUUAUUACAUGGGUUUCUGCUAAAAACUUUUACCAAUACACAUAUGAUCAAAAAGAUAAGAAAACAAUUGUUGGUUAUUCAAUUUACGAAACUGAUAAAUGUUAUAGAGUCUCUCUAAGUAGUUAUGAACAAAUUUCACAAAAAAAUGGAGAAACAACUGCUGAACAAGGAAAGUACUUCUUUAAUACUUUCAAAGAUAAAAAUUGUAAACAACUAGAUGAAGAGCAAAGUGAUAGCGCUCAACAAUAUACUAUUGAACAAUUAAAAACCUAUAAUAUUUUUGAAGCAGCACCUGGUGAUACUAACAAAUGCCAAGAAAUUACUGUUGAACAAUUUGGUGAUAAAGAAUGUACUGAACCAAUUCCUGCUACCAAACAAUUUGUUUGUAAUACUCCUGCUGUUGUUAGUUCUUGUGUUGCUUUCGGUAAGUUCUAUACAAAAACAUCUACUGUUCAUGGGUAUCAAGGUACAUUCUAUUAUUCUGAUCCUGAUUGUAAAAUAUUCACUGGUCUUAUUACUGAUCAAAGAAAAUGUGGUGUUUGUACUGCCUCAUCACCAA